CUCGAACAAAAUCGAUUAACCGUCGAACUCCUCCCACCAACAUGCAAUCUAAACGCAUGCCUCGGUCUCACUGGCACUUUUUCUUGCAUCGCGUCUGCACUCCAGGCUAGAGAUCCCGCAGCGUUGUCGAAAUGUUUGACCGCUGGACUACAGGGCAUCUGCGCUUGCGCGGCGUGCAUCCCCGCUGUGAAUAGCGUGUUGAAUGCUCUCGGUAUAUGUUUGUCGGGGCCCGGUGGGGGUGGGAAUGCCACUAUGAGUCCUUCGGUGCCUUGGAAUACGUUUGUGACUUCUACUCCUGUUUCGCGGAAGCCUGGUGUUAGUAGUAGUGUGGUUGUGACUCCGACUUAUAUGGUUUGA
Messenger RNA from Penicillium daleae, 357 nucleotides. RefSeq lists its product as uncharacterized. The transcript is spliced from 2 exons. Lineage: Eukaryota; Fungi; Ascomycota; Eurotiomycetes; Eurotiales; Aspergillaceae. The record is from RefSeq and is a predicted model, not a curated record. The annotation marks the transcript as partial.